Molecule: messenger RNA, 1585 nt
Organism: Scatophagus argus
Lineage: Eukaryota; Metazoa; Chordata; Actinopteri; Scatophagidae
Gene: cxcr3.1
Product: chemokine (C-X-C motif) receptor 3, tandem duplicate 1
Exons: 3
Coding region: 155-1282 (375 amino acids)
Biological process (GO): regulation of leukocyte migration; inflammatory response; chemotaxis
Cellular component (GO): membrane
Molecular function (GO): C-X-C chemokine receptor activity
Source: RefSeq, a predicted model, not a curated record
CUUCUUCGUCUCGUCACUUGCUUCCUCUUCUGUGUUAUGUGGUUAUUGGCAACAUUAAGUCUCUUGAUCACCAGGUAGAACACGUUGUUGAGCCUGCUCUCUAAGGACAAGACAGUAUCAGUAUAAGACAGAGGAUUACAAUUUGAUUUCACUGAUGGGAUCCAGUAGCGUGAUUACACUGAGCGGAGAUCUUCUUGAAGGCUAUGAUGAAUUAUAUGACAACUACUCUUCAUUUUACAACUCAUCUUAUGACUACUGUUGCGCUGGGGGUGACGUAUGCGACCUGAACGAGAACAUGCAUUUUGGGGCGGUGUUCAUCCCAGUUCUGUACUCGGUGGUGUUUUUUGUUGGUGUCCUGGGGAAUGGAGUGCUCCUUGGAGUUCUGUUUCAGUGCAGGAAGACCUGGAGUGUGACAGACACCUUCAUCCUCCACCUGGCUUUGGCAGAUAUCCUGCUGCUGCUGACGCUGCCCUUUUGGACUGCACAGGCAGUUCAAGGAUGGACCUUUGGCACGCCUUUCUGCAAGAUCAUUGGAGCUGUUACCACGAUUAACUUCUACUGUGGGAUCUUUCUCCUGGCCUGCAUCAGCCUGGACCGCUACAUGUCCAUCGUCCACGCUACCCAGAUGUACUCUCGCAGGAAGCCCUGGAUGGUGCAGGUCAGCUGCUUGGCAGUGUGGCUCUUCUCCAUGCUCCUCUCCACCCCUGACUGGAUCUUUUUGGAGGCUAAGGAGGAUGACAGGCGACUCAUAACGGAGUGCGUCCGCAACUACUUAAUGUUCGCCUCUCAGUCACUACAUGAUUGGCGGCUGGCUUCACGGGUCCUCUACCACACGGUGGGCUUUCUGCUGCCUUCAGCUGUCCUGAUCUUCUGCUACUCCUGCAUUCUGUGGCAGCUGCGAUGCGGCUCCCAUAGCCUCCAAAAGCAGAAAGCUUUCAAGGUAAUCAUGGCCGUGGUGGUCGUAUUCUUCCUCUGCUGGACACCACAUAACAUCACACUCAUGGUGGACACACUUUAUUCUGAAAGCAGCAGGGAGACCUGUGGGGCCAGAAAGUCUCUGGAGAAAGCCAUUAUAAUCACCACCUGCCUGGGCUACGUCCACUGCAGCCUCAAUCCCAUCCUGUAUGCUUUUGUGGGUGUGAAGUUUCGGCGUCAGCUCUGGCAGAUCCUCAGAUCUCUGGGCUGCAAGCUGAAGAUAAGUGCCAAACUCCAGGCUGCCAGCAGUAGGAGAAGCUCCAUUUGGUCCGAGUCUGCUGACACGUCCAAAUCCAUUGCAAUCUGAGAGGGAGAUACAAACCUGAAGAAGCUUUUGAACCAACUUAAAACUGACAUGAAGACAGCAACGUGUGCAGCUAACCAUAGUGUAUUUCUGUAGUUCCUGUAUUAUAUAACCUGAAGCAGUUUUCUUUUAUGUUCCUUCCUUAGUUUCAUAGUGCAUUAGUAGUUGAACACUGUUAUACUAUUUCUUAUACAAACUUUUAAGUGGCGUUUAUGUUACAAUAUUGCAUUAUGUUUAUUUUUGUAUAUGGAAUGUUCAAAUGUGUGAUUAAAUUUGUUUUGUUUUUUUUUUUUAACCAUAAACCAG